Messenger RNA from Spinacia oleracea (spinach), 2262 nucleotides. RefSeq lists its product as uncharacterized. The coding region runs from base 227 to 985 and encodes 252 amino acids. Lineage: Eukaryota; Viridiplantae; Streptophyta; Magnoliopsida; Caryophyllales; Amaranthaceae. The transcript has 2 exons. Gene Ontology annotation, cellular component: U2-type catalytic step 1 spliceosome. Gene Ontology annotation, biological process: mRNA splicing, via spliceosome. The record is from RefSeq and is a predicted model, not a curated record.
AGGAAACUUUCCUUUUUCUAUGUUAUUUCAAAAUCUACUUGGUUUUGGAAAAUAAAAACGCCUAAUUUGUCUAGAUUAUUCUCCAACAAGAUCGAUGUUAGUACCCUAUAAAUAAAUAACCAGGUUGGUUGAUUUGUUAGAACCAAAACUCAGAAAUCCCUCGAAAAAGAAAAGAAAAGAAAAACUCAAGAUUUUAAUCUGAAACACUUGAAGUUUACGAAUUACAAUGGGUGAAAGGAAAGUACUGAACAAGUACUAUCCGGCGGAUUUCGAUCCGGCCAAACUCCCUAGACGCAGGCAACCCCAAAAUCAUCAAAUCAAAGUGCGGAUGAUGCUCCCGAUGAGUAUUAGAUGCUGUUCGUGUGGAAAUUACAUGUAUCAAGGGACUAAAUUCAAUUCCAGAAAGGAAGACGUUAUUCGAGAGAUUUAUUUAGGAAUGAUCAAAGUUUUUAGGUUUUAUAUAAAGUGUACGAAUUGUUCUUCGGAGAUUACGAUGAAGACCGACCCGAAAAAUAGCGAUUACUUGAUCGAGUCCGGCGCCACGAGGAAUUUUGAACCGAGUAAUCCAGAUAAAGAAAUUGAUGAUUUUGAAGAGGAUAAGAUGAAAUCUAUUGAGAUUCGUGCCCGUGAAUUGAAACGGCAAGCUGAAUCCGUGGCCAGUAUUGAGGAACUCAGGUCUAUGAAGUCCAGGCAUGAGGUUGUGAAUCUGGAAGCAGGAAUAUUAGAUUUCUUGCAUCAUCAGGAAAAGAAGAUGGAUGAUAAAUUGAUGUUUUCGCCUGCACGCCCGACUACGAAGCAGUAUCCGAUUGUGCCAAUUGUGAAGAAACGAAAGGUGAAUGAAGAUGCAGUCGUCAGUUUUGUUGUCAAGAAGAGGAAACCAGUUCAAAAACCCAAAGAAGACAUUGACACCGCGCGUAGUGGACUCGGUUUACUUUCUCUCUGCUUGAAACGAUGUUGUUCUCCAGUUCUCCUUGUGUUAUUCUGAUGCUAUACGCCAUUGUUAAGAUGUACUUUUCUAUCUGGUGCACAAGGCUAUCUGUCUGUAAGUUUUUGUAAGUGCUUACAGAUUGUCCAAUGGUAUUCCAGUUCUUUCAUGACCUUGCAUCUUACUCCGUACAUUCAGUACACUAGAAGGCGAUCCAAGAAGUCAAUUUUGGAAAGUAGUUGAAGGGAGUUAUGGAGAAUGUAGCUAUUGCUAUCUGAGAAAGUAAACUAGGUAUUUCUGCAGAGGAAGAUACCUCAGAGGAGGCAUAAGGUAUUUAAACUAGCAAGGCACUAUUGACUCUUCUGAUCGUACUCUUGGUUUCAUUCUUUAGUCUUUCAAAAUUUCAUGUUUCUUAGAUUUAAAAAAUACAAUGUCACCAAAAUAUACUUGUGUGUGUUGCAGUGGUUUAAUUACUGGUAGUAGCUUCGCAAGGAGCUUACUCUUUGGAAUGUUGUGUCAUGUGUACACACAUAAUACUUUUUUUGCAAGAAAUAUUUCAGGAAAAUGGUACAAACAACAGUCCAUGAUCGAUAUGAUGACCACGAUAUGGCCUAUUGGACUAAAGACUGCGCUAAUCAUUAAAGAAAAAAAAUCAGGAAGGGAGGUUUUUUCUGAACUCUGGAGUAGUGGAGUGUAAGUUCUUCUUGUGAUAAAAAAAGUUUGGUAGUAACUGACAGUUAAUUUUAUUUUCUUCCUUGCAUAGUUGCAUCUUAAAGUAUAUUUUCCCCCUGUUUGUUGGUAUAGUUGAUGAUCUUUAAUCUUCUUGGAACACAUUUUGGGCAGCAUGCCAAAUCUGAUGUAAUAAUUGGUUCAUUAUGGACAAUGCUGAGUAGAGGUUGCAGUCUGUGCAGAUCUCUGUCAUGGUAAUUGUAUGUCCGUGAUCAUCAAGGAAUAUAUAGGCUUAUUGGAUAAUCAACCGAUAUUGUGUUAAAAGCAAUCAAAUUGGAAUAUGAUGUACUGUGGUUUACUAGGAAGGAUUGUCAAAUCAGGCUCCUGAGUCUUGCCUGCUGUAUAAGUUCUUAUGAGUUGUGACGACUCAACUUUUUGGUGGAUUAUCGAGUCUGUUAUGACUUGUAUAUACCUAUGUUAGUUUCAUAUAUAUGAACCAAAUAAGUGCAUGAUCCUUCCUUAUCGAGUAUUCACCAUGACGAAAUCCGGUUUCUUAAGCCUCCAUGUAGCUCGGAAAGUUUGAUCGAAUCUGAACUCGAAUUAACGUACAGGUCCAAAGCUUUUGUGUUUUUAACAUUUUAUUAUCUUUUAAUUUUUUGCUGAUUAAG